Lotus japonicus is the source of this 1320-nucleotide messenger RNA. RefSeq names its product acid phosphatase 1-like. Gene Ontology annotation, molecular function: acid phosphatase activity. NCBI's taxonomy places the organism in Eukaryota, Viridiplantae, Streptophyta, Magnoliopsida, Fabales, Fabaceae. The coding region runs from base 322 to 1107 and encodes 261 amino acids. The record is from RefSeq and is a predicted model, not a curated record. The transcript is spliced from 3 exons.
UCCACCUAGCCAUCACCGACCCACGUUUUUCUAGUUUUCUUCCUCCCCAAUACAAAUUACCACCCACCCAAACGGAAUAUUCCAAACUCCGUCACUCCCACGACGCAAACACCCAAACACAACACACAAGCUCUCUCGUCUCGUUGCCUCGCCGUCACGUCACGCCACACUUUAUUUCAUCGCAGAGAGUUACUGUUCCCACACAAAAAAGCAAAGCAUUUCCAAUAUUUUCUUUCCUUCAAUUUUCCUCCCAUUUCAAUUUCCUCUCCAUUCACAUUCCCUCUGAAAUUUUCCACCCAAUUUCUCUCAUCAGAACUCACCAUGAUUCUCUUCAAACUCUUCCUUCUCUUCUCUCUGUUCUCCCUUUCCUUCUCUCUGGACCAUAAUCUCAAUUCCCACCACCGCGUCUUCCCGCGGCCGCUGAUUCUGGAUUACCCGGAGCUCGAGGAGGAGGUGAGGCUGAGGUGCGGCGGCUGGAGGCUGGCGGCGGAGGCGAACAACCUGACGCCGUGGAAGACGGUGCCGGAGGAAUGCGCCGAGCACGUGAAGGAGUACAUGACGGGGAAGGGUUACGUUUACGACCUGGAAAUGGUUUCCAAGGAGGCUGGGGAGUAUGCGAAGAGUGUUGAGCUUGGUGAUGAUGGAAAAGACGCGUGGAUUUUCGACAUUGAUGAGACGCUUCUCUCUAAUCUUCCCUAUUAUGCUGCACAUGGAUACGGGUUGGAGGUUUUUGACCAUGGGAAGUUUGAUGGUUGGGUGGAGAAGGGUGUAGCCCCGGCCAUAGAACCCAGUUUAAAACUCUAUGAAGAUGUUUUGAAUCGGGGGUUCAAGGUUAUUCUAUUGACUGGACGGGCUGAAAGGCACAGGAGUAUUACUGUUGAUAAUUUGAUCAAUGCUGGGAUUCGGGAUUGGCACCAGCUCAUACUGAGAUCCUCAGAUGAUCAUGGGAAACUAGCUGUAAUUUACAAAUCAGAGAAGAGGAGUGAGAUGGAGAAAGAUGGAUACAGGAUCCAUGGAAAUUCUGGAGACCAAUGGAGUGAUUUGUUAGGUUCUUCAGUAUCUGUUCGGUCCUUCAAGCUUCCAAAUCCCAUGUACUACAUUUCUUAGUAAAUAAAUUGUUCAUUUAUUUGCAAAAUUUGCAAAUAAUCGCUGUCUGAUUGUGUAUAGUGGAAGACACUGAUUCAUGAACGGCACAUGCCACUGAGAAGUCCAAUAUAUAAUAUAGUUAUAUACUGACUCAAUAAACUGGUGGAUAAUUUUUUGGGUCAAAAUUAAACUGUUGAAUUGGAUCCACGAUUUGGAUUUGGGAUUUGGCAAGAA